AUGGCGGCAGACACAACAACGACAACGGAUACGAGAACAACCACCGUCGAUGCCACACAAGUGCUGAGCGACUUCAGCGAGGUCGUCGCCUCGCUCAAGGCUUCCUGCCAAGCCGACGUGACCACGUCCGCCUUGUCAUCGGUGAUGGGAAAGCUCAAGAUCAUGGCCAACGCCGUCGCCGCUCUGGACGCCUCCCCGUCUCUCAAGAGCAUGCAGCUCGGCUCCGACAUGGCCGAGCUGGCGCUGCUCUGUCUCCCCCCCGACACGAAGGACGUUCUGCUGAGCAGCGGCUGCUCGAGCGACCUGGCUCUGGAGCUUGUAUGCCGCAACCUCACCAAGCUGCCGGCCCUAGCAAAGACUCUAUACAAGGUGUGA
This is a messenger RNA of Ectocarpus sp. CCAP 1310/34, 375 nucleotides long. NCBI's taxonomy places the organism in Eukaryota, Phaeophyceae, Ectocarpales, Ectocarpaceae. The record is from the annotation of a GenBank genome assembly.